Messenger RNA from Theobroma cacao (cacao), 2541 nucleotides. RefSeq lists its product as uncharacterized. The record is from RefSeq and is a predicted model, not a curated record. Gene Ontology annotation, molecular function: protein binding. Lineage: Eukaryota; Viridiplantae; Streptophyta; Magnoliopsida; Malvales; Malvaceae.
UGCUGCUAUAACGACCUUGCAGAUUGAUUCUUGAGAAAUAUCUUUUUGAUUUUUUUAAUAUGAAAAAGAAAAAGAGAACAAAAGCUUUUUUUUUUUUUUUUUUUAUCAUUUGAGUACUAUUGAGCAUUUAUCAGAAUAUUUAAUUUAGGUAAUCUUUCAGCGCUAUUGACUCCUUUAACUUUAACCAAGGACAUCAUGAUCCAGACACGUGCUUUUACCAUAACAAGCUGUUCGGAAAAAAUGAGGACAAAAGAAAAGGCGAAAUCAAUGUCCUGGAUCAACUCCGGUUCUCGUUGUUAUGGGCUCAAGUAAUUUUCCAACUUUCCCAUUAACUUGCACCCAUUUCACAUUCCUGCUUUCCUGUUCAAUCACACCGAUCACAGUGAGAGAAACCGGUAAUAGUUAGCAUAUUCUUCUCCCUAGGCCAAAAGAAUCAGGUGUCCAGACAAAAAUGGGUGGUCAAUUGCUGUGGCUUCUUCUAGGAUUGACUAUCAUAACGACAGCAUCCGGGAGAAAGAGGAGCACUAGUGAAGAAUGCGACCCUGGUGACCUGAAGGGUCUCACCAGUUUCAAGGGUGGAAUCCGCAUGGACGCUUCUGGUCGGCUAGCAAAGUGGGUUGGCCAUAGUUGUUGCAAAUGGGAAGGUGUUUCCUGCAACAAUGCAACUGGUAGAGUAACAGAAAUUCAUCUGCCAGGAUUCAUUUCCACGGAUGAUUUCGUCUUUCAGUCCCAGAUGGAAGGUUGGCUAUCCCCAUCAAUCACAUUCCUCACCUCUCUUCAAGUCCUUGAUCUUGGGGGACUCACAGGCCUUACCGGAAAAAUCCCACCACUGAUUGGUCAUCUCCAGAACCUGAGAAAGCUCCACCUUUAUGGAAACAAGCUAAAAGGGUCUGUACCAGAAAGCAUCGGUAAGCUGUUAAAACUUGAAGAACUUCACCUGCAUGAGAAUAAAUUAUCUGGGUUUCUUCCUCCUAGCCUUGGUUGUCUUAAAAAUCUUAAUGCUUUACUUCUACAUUCAAAUAGAUUCACCGCUAGUAUUCCUGAUUCAUUCACGAACUUGACAAAUCUCAUCUAUUUGGAUCUUCAUAGCAAUUCCCUGACUGGUCAUAUACCAGAAAAUGUUGGUGAGUUGCAGCUUUUGAAGGAGCUUGAUCUUUCGGACAAUUUUUUGUGUGGGGAAAUUCCACCUUCAGUAAACAAUCUGACAACCAUUUCAGUCAUGUACUUGGAUAGUAAUCAUCUUGAGGGAGAAAUACCAUUUCCAUCAACUUUUCGUCAAAUGCCUUCGCUUGGCUUUUUAAGGCUGCAAAACAACCACCUAGGUGGAAGAAUACCACCCAAUUUCGGAUAUCUGGUCUCCCUCCAAAGGGUUUCUCUAGCAAAUAACAAGUUUGAGGGAGCAAUUCCCCCUAGUUUGGCUAAUCUAGAAGCCUUGACAGAGUUAUAUCUUAGCGGCAACAAGUUAUCUGGACUUGUACCAAAAUCAAUUGGUCAACUCUCUCAUCUCAUACUCUUAAGCAUUUCUCACAAUUUAAUUCAAGGACCAUUGCCUGAUGAAAUGUCUGCCCUCCAAAAUUUGCAAACACUGGAUCUCUCAUUCAACCUUUUAAAUCUCACCUCCAUUCCAACAUGGCUAGCAGAAUUGCCAUCUCUUUCCCGAUUAUAUUUGGCAGGAUGUGGAAUCAAAGGCCAAAUACCAGACUUCUUGCGAUCAACUCCAAGUCCAAUACAGGAACUGGACUUGUCGGUUAAUCAUCUCACUGGUGGCAUACCAGCAUGGAUUGGAAGCCUCACUCAGCUAUACUCCUUAAAUCUUUCAAGGAACUAUCUCGUUUCAAAUAUUCCAGAUUCAGUUGCUGACUUCCAGGAGUUAGGAGUGCUAGAUCUCCACUCAAACAAGAUAACAGGCUCCCUGGAUCAGGUUUUCAAGAUAGGAAACAGCUUUCCGGAUGGUUCAUUGACGUAUAUUGACGUAUCUGACAACAGUUUCACAACUGGAAUCGAGCAAAUUGGUGUAGGAACGCAGCAGAGAAUCGAGUAUCUCAAUUUAUCACAUAAUUUACUCGAGGGUCAGUUACCAACUUCUAUGGGGCAAUUGAAGGCAUUGCAAAGUUUGGAUUUGAGCUAUAAUAAGUUGGGUUUCAGCUUGGCAGAGGCCAUAGCAAAUCUAAGCAUUUUAGAGACUCUGAAGCUGCAGAGAAACCAUUUUACUGGUAAAAUACCAGUUGAGUUUUUGAACCUGAAAAACCUUAAGGACUUGGAUUUAUCAGAUAAUCUUUUGGUGGGGGAAAUUCCCGCUGGCAAACCUCUUAGUGACUUUCCCCAGAGUUCUUUCACUGGAAAUAAAGGUUUAUGUGGGAAGCCCCUUUCGCCCUGCAAGUCUUGAACUAGUUUUUCAUUCUCAGCAGAAACUACAGCAAUCAUAGAAGACAUGUAAUUGCUUCCCGAAAAUGUUUUAUCAUUUACAAAUAUUUAUUUCUAGGCAUGCCUCUGAUCUGUAAACACUGAUGCUACAGUGAAUAGAUUUCCCAUUGUGUUUCA